Messenger RNA from Apaloderma vittatum (bar-tailed trogon), 1575 nucleotides. RefSeq names its product RFX family member 8, lacking RFX DNA binding domain (gene RFX8). Gene Ontology annotation, molecular function: RNA polymerase II cis-regulatory region sequence-specific DNA binding; DNA-binding transcription factor activity, RNA polymerase II-specific. The coding region runs from base 1 to 1575 and encodes 524 amino acids. NCBI's taxonomy places the organism in Eukaryota, Metazoa, Chordata, Aves, Trogoniformes, Trogonidae. The record is from RefSeq and is a predicted model, not a curated record. Gene Ontology annotation, biological process: regulation of transcription by RNA polymerase II. The transcript has 15 exons.
AUGCCGAGUGAUGGACCUUCUCUCAGGCUAUCUGAUAAUUUCUAUUUGUGUGAAGGAUGCGUUGUACCCCGUUGGAUACUAUAUGAAUUGUAUAUGGAAAGCUGCAGUCCAGAUUCCAAGUAUCAAGUAAAUUCAGCCAUCUUUGGAAAGCUUAUUCGGUUAGUUUUCCCAGGUCUGGGGACAAGAAGGCUGGGCAAAAGAGGGAGUGCCAGGUAUCAUUAUUCUGGAAUAUCUAUCAGGGAGAAUUCUUCCUUUUACGCACGUUAUUGCUCUCUUCUGUCUGAAAAAGAUUAUCACAGGCACCGCUCUCCGGGGGAAGCCAGCAGCUCUGCCCUGCAUCCAAGCACUUCUGUGGGCACUAGUGGAAAUGCCUGCAGUUCUGGAGAUGCAGCUGGUUACAAGAGCUGUAGCGAAACAAAUUUGCACUGUUCUCCACCUGUCACUUAUCUGAAGACUGAACAAGAGAGAUUUCAGUACCCUUGGCCUGAAUUCAGCACAUUCUAUCUUUGCGAGCAAGAACCAGGGACGAAAUACCCCUACGAAAUGGUGGUGCUGCUUGCCAAUGAGUACUACAGCCAUUGUCAGGAUAUCUUACACAUGGUGAUGAUGAAAGAACUUGACAAGGUGAAAGACUGUAUCAUGUCAUUCUGGAGGUCUCUGCAGCCUGAAAAAGUAGCACUGAUGUCCUUGCCAGAUGUAUUCCAGCUGUUCAAAAGCUACGAUAGGCAGCUAUUCAAGGAAAUUGAAAACAUUCUACUUCAAGAUUUCCUGGAGGAGGUGCCUGUGCAACAAAUGACGUCAAUCAGAUCAUUCAGUGAAAACAUUGGACUUUGGCUGCUUAAUGCUUUGGCAGGGUUUCCAUUACUGCUCCAAACGUCCAAAUCCAAAGAAGUUGCAUUGUUUAAAAAAAGACUCAAGAGAAAGACAGACCUUUCUAACAUGGCUAAGACAAUGAGAACAGUCUUGAACAGCAACAGGGAAGUCACUGUUCUGCGAUCAGACUUGCAUGCCAUCAUCAAUCAGGGAUUUCUGCAUGUGCCUGGAAGCCACUUUCAAAGGAAGCUGAGGAAUCCAGAGGAGCUACAGAAUGACAUAGGACUCAAAUGUCUGAAUGACUUAAUACCAUUGCUGGCACCUUCUACAGAUAUUCGGGUUCUCCUGAACUCUGUGUCUUCAAAUCUUCAGGCUUUUGUCAUUCAGCCAAGUAGGAGUAAAGAGGAGUUUAGAAAACUGGCAUCAGAUUUCCAGUUGAGAUGGAACUUUCUACUGAGUGCCAUAAGCAAGGACAUAACCCUCAAAUGCGCAAGCAGUUUUGGAAACUGGCAUUUGCUUAAUUUGCUACUGACGGAUUAUGUGGCUCACAUUUUCCUGUCCUAUAUCGAAGAGGAGGGAGAUGAAAGUUUCUGGAUUGCAAAGCAAAAUUACUCCCCUGUUCUGUUGGUUUAUGAGCCCAGCCAUCUCAGUAGCUAUGUUGCAGAGGAGCAACCUGAAGUCAAUUCUCCACAAAAAGCUCCCAUAAUGUUGAUGCAGAGCCAGAACAAUUUUGGAUUAAGCAACGUUUUUCCAGAGUUCUGA